This is a messenger RNA of Cavia porcellus (domestic guinea pig), 4602 nucleotides long. RefSeq names its product NRAS proto-oncogene, GTPase (gene Nras). Gene Ontology annotation, molecular function: GTPase activity; GDP binding; GTP binding. The transcript has 7 exons. Gene Ontology annotation, cellular component: plasma membrane. Gene Ontology annotation, biological process: Ras protein signal transduction. The record is from RefSeq and is a predicted model, not a curated record. The coding region runs from base 151 to 720 and encodes 189 amino acids. NCBI's taxonomy places the organism in Eukaryota, Metazoa, Chordata, Mammalia, Rodentia, Caviidae.
GGCUGAUUACGUAGCGGGCGGGGCAGGAAGUGCCGCUCCCUGGUGGGGGCUGUUCAUGGCGGUUCCGGGGUCCUCAACGUUUCUCAGGGUUGAGAUUCUAUAUCCUUUUGAAGCUGGGGCGGCAGAGCUUGAGGUUCUUGCUGGUGUGAAAUGACUGAGUAUAAACUGGUGGUGGUUGGAGCAGGUGGUGUCGGGAAAAGUGCACUGACCAUCCAGCUAAUUCAGAACCACUUUGUCGAUGAAUAUGAUCCCACCAUAGAGGAUUCUUACCGAAAACAGGUGGUUAUAGAUGGUGAAACUUGUCUGUUGGAUAUUCUGGAUACAGCUGGACAAGAGGAGUACAGUGCCAUGAGAGACCAAUACAUGAGGACAGGCGAAGGCUUCCUCUGUGUGUUUGCCAUCAAUAAUAGCAAAUCAUUUGCAGAUAUUAACCUCUACAGGGAGCAGAUUAAACGAGUAAAAGACUCAGAUGAUGUACCUAUGGUGCUGGUAGGGAACAAGUGUGAUUUGCCAACAAGGACUGUUGACACAAAACAAGCCCAUGAACUGGCCAAGAGUUACGGGAUUCCAUUCAUUGAAACCUCAGCCAAGACCAGACAGGGUGUUGAAGAUGCAUUUUACACACUCGUAAGAGAAAUACGCCAGUACAGAAUGAAAAAACUCAACAGCAAUGAUGAUGGGACUCAAGGUUGUAUGGGGUUGCCAUGUGUGGUGAUGUAACAAGAUAUUUAACAAAGUUCUAUCAGAAAAGAGCCACUUUCAAGCUGCACUGAUACCCUGGUCCUGACUUCCCUGGAGGAGAAGUAUCCCUGUUGCUCUCUUCAUCUCAGAGAAGCUCCUGCUGUUUGUCCACCUCUCAGUGUAUGAGCACAGUCUCUGCUUGAGAACUUCUCAGAAUAACUACCUCCUCACUUGGUUGUCUGACCAGAGAAAUGCACCUCUUGUUAAUUCCCCAAUAAUUUUCUGCCCUGGGCUCUCCCCAACAAAAAACAAACACUUCUGCCAUCCAAAAAGCAACUUGGUCUGAAACAGAACCAAACUGUAGAUUGAAAUUCUCUUAAAAAGUCUUGAGCUCUAAAGUUAGCAACCGCUGGUGAUUUUUAUUUUCCUUUUUAUUUUUGAACUUGGAACUGACCUAUGUUAGAUUUUGGAGAAAUGUCAUAAAGUACUGUUGUGCCAAGAAGAUAAUUAUGUUGCUGAAUGGUUGAUUUAUAGUGUUAUCAGCUAUAUUUUACAAACUGGCAUCUGCUCUGUAUUCAUAAAUACAAAAAUGAAGCCAGGUGUGGUAGCACAUGUGUAUGAUCUAAACCGUUUGGGAGGCUGGGGCAGGAGGAUCACAAGUUCAAAGGCAGGCUGGGUAAUUUGGUGAGAUCCCGUCUCAUAAAUAAAUAAAUGAAUAAAUUUGCUGGGGUAGUUUAGUAUUAGAGCACUCCUCAGUUCAGUCCCAACUACUGAAAAGAAGAACGGUAAAUACAAAAGUGACUUUGAAGUCUAUCCUGGUCUUUUCAACUUUUAUGAAGUUAAAUCCAACUUCAGUAACAAAGUGCCUUUUUCCUAGAAGUGGUUUUAGACUUCCUUUACAAUACUUAAGUGGAAUUCAGGUCUUAACCAUGAAAUAUGAAAAUAUCUAUGACCUGUCUGUCUUUGAGGGAAACGUACACCUGUAUAAUAGCAGAUGCCAUUUCUUAACAUAUGAAGAUUGUUUUCUUAGAGGCCUGUUUCUGGGUUUUCCCCAGAAAAAGAUGAAAGUAGAAAUGAUUAUGAAUAAUUUCUCUUAAUUUUGUCUGAUCUCUCCUUUUUCAUGGGUUACUGCCUAUAAAUAUUUGAUUUAUUCCUUCUAGCUUAUUGAUAAAUUUGGAUCACACCAGAAAGCUUACAUUUGUAGUUAUCCCACUAUUGUAAAAAUUUGAUGUGGGCUUAUUUCAUAUCUGUGAGUGGUUCAUUAACAGGCAAAUUAUAUUUUCACUACAUACCAUAUUCUUAAUUCUUAAUUCUUUAGUCCCUUUGUCAAUUCACUCUUUGCCUCUUACUCCACAGCAACAGAAACUCAAAUUGUUUCAGUUGAGUAAAGUGUAGCGCUGAUGGGCCAGGGCCACAAUUUCAAAACUUGAACAAACCAGCUAGCAUCAUUUGAUCAUAACUCCAGUUUUGCUAGAUGCCUGCUGUUAGCCCUGCAAGGAAAAGGGUCAAUUAGCAUGAGUGCUUUACUGGAACUGGAAAAGCUUGGUAUCCUUAGGAGGCUCAGGUUAAAAAAACUAAAGUAUUUAGAAACCUCCUUUUUUUGUUAACCAUAUGGAAACUAAGCCUAUAUAUUUUCUCAUUCUUUUGAGAAUAAGGAUACUCAGAAUUUUUUUUUUUUUUUUAAGUUUUUAUUUGGGGACGUGAUUUUUGUUGUGUGUGGCUAUUGUUUUUGGUUUGGUUUAGUUUGGCUGUUUGAUUUGUUUUUUAGAAUUGGGGAUUGAACUCAGGGCCUUUGCACUGAACUAUAUUCCCCGCACCUUUCAUAUUUUGAGAUAGGGUCUCACUAAAUUGCCCAGGCUGGGCUCAAACUUGCGAUCUCUUGCCUUAGCCUCUGAGAGUACUGGGAUUACAAGCAUAUACCACCAUGCCUGACUCUCAGAUCAAAAAUUUUUUUUAAAUUUUAUUUAUUUAGAAUGUUUUUUAAAGGGUUUUAAACAGUUACUCAUAAAUUAGCCUGCAUUUCAGGAAAGAAAAGCUAAUGAUUUGUUCAAAACAAAAAGUAUCCUUUGGCUUGAAUUGUUAUUUGAGGAAAAAAUUUAAAAAUUACUUAACUUGUUAGGAGGAUGUGGAGGCUUGGUAUUUCCCUUUGCAUAUAAUGCUCUGGUAAUUCUCCCCCCCUCCUUUUUUGUGGUACUGGGGAUUGAACCUUGAAUCUUGCACAUACUAAACAACUGAUCUGUUCAUGAGCAUUUUACCCAGGAGCUACAUGCCCAGCUCUGGUAAUUCUAAUGAAAAAUGUAUAACUUACUUGAAAGACCUAUUCCAAAAUGGCUACUUUCUGUUCUUAUAUCUAAAUACUUAGAGCUCUCUUUAUCUCCUAGUAUGAAUUUUCAUUUAUUACACAAAUUCCACAUUACCUUGAAAUUAAUUCAGAAGAGGGGAAGAAACAUGUACUAUGCCCAGAGAACAAUAAAUCCAGAGAGUUGUACUCCUAACGUUGGGUACAUUCAUAGUAGGGCUGACAUCUGUAAAUAAAGACUCUGCGCUGCCCCUUUAGGUUUAUCACCUCAGUCAUAUUCUAAGUUUGUGCAUGAUUGGUUUUAAGUGUCUUUUGUGACUAGCAGUCUAACCUUUUCUAAAACUUCUCCUAAAUUCAUCACCAAAUUAGGGAGAAAGUCCUUGUAUGUAUCUAAAGUUUUCUCAAGUAUGUUCCAAGCACAGAAGCAAAGAAUCCAAAUGGGGCCAGGAUUUAAACUUGAAAAGGUCUUUUAAUGGCUUCUUUAAAGGUUACACUUUGGCACAACAGAGUGGCAAACUUAGUGUUAAAAAGCUGAGUAAGUUCAGCAAGGUGGCGUAAAAUAUAGUUUGUGGAGUAUGUUUGUGACUGCUGAAAAUGUGUACCUCAGAAUCUCAAACUCACUUUCCCCAGCAUAAAGUGCCUGGCCAGCUGUCAGAAAUUACAUAAUUUGUUUAUGAUUUAGUUGGAUGUGUGUGUGUUUUUUUUUUCUUUACAAGGUUGCACAUUGGAGAGUGUGAAGAUAAGAUGUUGUGUCUAAAGGCUACCAGGCCUAAUCUGAAUCUGUUAAACGCUGUAUUUGCUCCAGUAGUCUACUAUGCAAUGCUAAUUUAGUAACAUACUUUGUAACACACUUGAUUCUGUAGGAGUAUAAAAUUAAUCUGCUCUAGUGAGUCCCCAGUCUAAUCUUUCAUCAUCUUUAAACUGCUGUGAAUUUACAUCAUGACUUGAAAACAAAGAUGGACAAGAACUUUAAAAAAGAUUUGGGAUUUUUUUUUUCCUGUUCUCUAAUUUGUGAUCAUAGUCAUAUUUUGCUUAUUUAUAGUCAUGAACUCUUAAGCUGGCAGCUACAACCAAGAACCAAAAAAUGGUGCAGUUUUCUUUUCAUAAUUCAUCUCAGCUAAUACAUUAUAAGAAGCAAGGGUAAUUGGGAAAAUAUUUUAUUUGAGUAGUUUCUCUAAACAAAAGAUUAUAAUACUUGUACAUUAUUUUUCAUAUUUGUGUUACUUUAAGCAGUCUAAUGUGCCACAAAAUUAAGGUAUUUGUUUUCUAUAAGAAUUGUUUUAAAAGGAUGCUUAUCAGAUUAGUUUUAAGAGUGUUUCAAAUAUAACUGAUUUUUAAAAGUCCAAGUACUAACCUAAGAAGCAAGUGUUUGAACUUCACUCUGGAGGGAAAAGGUGUCGUAUGACUUUUAUAUUUCUGUGCCAUCCAGUAUACUUAAAAAUAUCAGUUGUACAAUUCUGCUGUUUAAAUGGGAACUAUUGGCCUCAUUGGCCCUAAAUGAAAAGGGCUGAUAUUUUAAGUUGAUUAUUUUUAAUGUAAAUUAACCCACCCUAAUUUUUAAAAAUUGGUUGAAUGUUUUUCUUGUUAAAUAAUGUUUAAAAAUAAAAACUGGAAGUACUUUA